This is a messenger RNA of Grus americana (Whooping crane), 801 nucleotides long. RefSeq names its product transmembrane protein 216 (gene TMEM216). NCBI's taxonomy places the organism in Eukaryota, Metazoa, Chordata, Aves, Gruiformes, Gruidae. The record is from RefSeq and is a predicted model, not a curated record. The transcript has 5 exons. Gene Ontology annotation, cellular component: ciliary transition zone. The coding region runs from base 20 to 445 and encodes 141 amino acids. Gene Ontology annotation, biological process: non-motile cilium assembly.
GUUGCCAUGGAGAUGGAAGAUGGCGCCCAGGAGCCGCCAGCGCUCCUCGGCGCCGCUGCAAGUCCUGUUUUUCCUCAACGGGUGGUACAGCGCUACCUACUUCCUCCUGGAGGCCUUCGUCUUCGUGUACAAGGUGCUGCUGCUGCCCUACCCCUUCACCAACCUGGUGCUGGACGUGGCGCUGCUCUUCCUCUACCUCGGCACUGAGGCCACUCGCAUCUUCUUUGGGUCCAAGGGCAACCUGUGCCAGCGGAAGGUGCCGCUCUCCAUCAGCCUGGCCCUGACCAUCCCAGCGGCCGUGAUGGCGGCCUAUUACCUGCUGCUGCAGACCUAUGCCCUGCGCCUGGAAGCCAUCCUCAACGCCAUCCUCCUGCUCUUCUACGCCGUGGAGCUGCUGCUAGGCGUCCUCGCGCUGGUCUCCUUCUCCAGCGUGGAUUCGUACUGAGGCCCCGCGCCACGCCAAAGGACCAGGCACAGAGCGGCACAGGUACGCGAGGCAGCAGGGAACCGGUGGCCCCAGUGCUGGCUCCAUCUCCCAGCCCACAGCACCAGCCAGGCCCACAGCAGCAGGCAGCUCCUGCCCGCAGGCAGCUCCUGCCCACAGGCAGCCCCAGGCAGGGGAGAUUGUCCACCCUGCCCGCUCUCUGCUUAACCUGCAGCACACACGAGCGACCUGCUGGGCAGCACCAAUCCGCUGCCACCCAGAACACGGCCCCCGGGGCUUGUGACACGCAGGUCAGUUCAAGGUACGGAGAAUUAUUAAUUUUUUUUUUCUACUGCCUUCUCAGAAUUAAUUCACUA